Messenger RNA from Phytomonas sp. Hart1, 1962 nucleotides. The record is from the annotation of a GenBank genome assembly. Lineage: Eukaryota; Euglenozoa; Kinetoplastea; Trypanosomatida; Trypanosomatidae.
AUGAAUAUAGUUAACGAUAUAAUAGAUACCUCUACAGCAUCCAAGAGGCGAAGAACGCUUGGUGAUGUGACCCUGCCAAGCAGUUUUAAUCUUACCACUUUCGCACACACACGCUCUUUGCGAGCUUGUCAACUAGAUCUCACUUCUCUUAUUAUCGGUCCUGAGUCCUCGCUCAGUUCGAUAGUUCAGGACAUUGCAACGCUGGAUGCUUCACACAAUCAGAUUAGUUCUCUGCAGGGAAUCGAAUCCUUUAUCGCGCUCGAAGUGCUUAACCUCAGCCAUAACUCGAUCCAUGUAAUUGAUUCUCAUUCUGCUUCUCUUUUGCGUUGUCUUGUGCGGUUAAAAGACGUUGAUUUAUCGCAUAAUCGAAUUAUGCUGAUUGACCUAAACGUUUCUCCUAAUGACAAGCCAAAACGGACUCUGACGAACAACGAUCUUGCGAUGGGUACGUUCAAAAUCACCACGCUUAACCUCUCACACAACAACCUUAUUGAUCUACCGGACCUGCGCGAUAUGCUCAACCUCCAGGUGUUGAACCUCAGUCAUAACAGCAUUGAGGACCUGAGCGGCAUUGACGGGAAGCUGCCCUUACUCACCCUGCACACCCUCGCCCUCUCGCACAAUCGCCUGUUGAGUGUAAGUGAUCUGCUUGGGCUCUCCGCCCUGGCCUCCCGGCUUCGCCAUCUCGAGCUGGCUGGGAAUCCCUUUCAGAUGAUGGUGAAGCCAGAUGAGCCCGGGGCCCUCGCGCUCUUCCCCUGGUGGCGUCCCUUCACGCUGUGGCUGCUGCCCUUCACCACCCACCUCGACGGGGCCCUUUACGCGCGUUGGGAGCAGAAGGCCGCCCUCGGGCUCUUUCGCGAGCGCGGGGUCCUCUCGAAGCCCCUGUUGCGGCUGAUGAACCCGGGCUUCCAGCGGGAGCUCCUGGGCUAUCUCUGGGAGCACGCCAAGGGCUAUUUCCCCCUCUUACAAGGGGGAGGCGGGGGCACAAUCGCAACCACCUCCGCACGAGGGAGUGCGAGAACGGGAAGGACCAAGCGUUCGCUGAUCGCCGACUCCGUCGUCCCGCGGCAGAGUUCCGAGGGGGCGUUUCGGGCGAACGGCGCCGCGCCGCUUACCGAGAUCGUGCGUGCCAUCCAACAUAAGCUGCGCACACUUUCGGAGGUGGUGGAGGUUCUAUGGCGGCACGACAUCGCGCGGCGAAAUCACGCGGCAAGGACAAUUCAGCGCCAUCUUCGCCGCGUGCUUGUCUGGCGGCAUUUAUCGGAUGAGGAACGCGAGCGCCUCCAGGUAAUCCGCGAGCGAAUGGCACGGGUGAAAUGGCGUUCCUAUCGAGCACCAACGUUGCGCAACCUUCAUAGUCCAAACCAUCCUCAGGGGAUGACUUCAUCCGGAGGGAUCCCCUGUAUGUCUCGUUCUUCCACAGCGUCUCUUCAUCAGAAUACAGCGGUUUUAAACCUCACUUCCAAAGAAGGGGAUAACGGGGAUAAUGCGCAUUCGAGGAACUACGUAGCUGGAAUUAGCGAAGUAUUGGAUACCAUGCGCACUCUGCAGGCUAUGAUGAUGCCGAUGUGGGGCGACUUCGAUGAGCUCCGCGCGAUGGCUGCCCGUGAGCAGCGCCGUGCGGCAAUCACCAUUCAACGCAUUUUCCGCGGUUAUCGCGCGCGUAAAUCAUGGCGGGAAUUAAAAAUUGGGUACGAUACUUUUGUGGACUCGAUCACGCCUUAUAUUCUCCUUUUACAGCGUUGCGGGCGGGGUUCUUUAGGGCGUGCUAAAUUUGCGGAGAAGAAUAGCUAUCGUCAAGAGGUAAGAGCUCUUUCCCGGGAGGUCCUGGAGCUCCGUCAAGAAUUGAGUGAGAUGCGUAUGAUUGUGGAGAGCUUAGCACGUCAGCAGCGCCUUAGCAAGUACGAGGAUCCUGAAAAAGCAAUGGAUGAGAUUAUCGGGCAAUACGCACGCAAAGAGUGA